Messenger RNA from Orbilia oligospora ATCC 24927, 3699 nucleotides. RefSeq lists its product as uncharacterized. Bases 1 to 3699 code for a protein of 1232 amino acids. Gene Ontology annotation, molecular function: protein binding; guanyl-nucleotide exchange factor activity. Gene Ontology annotation, biological process: positive regulation of GTPase activity; Ras protein signal transduction. NCBI's taxonomy places the organism in Eukaryota, Fungi, Ascomycota, Orbiliomycetes, Orbiliales, Orbiliaceae. The transcript has 2 exons. The record is from RefSeq and is a predicted model, not a curated record. Gene Ontology annotation, cellular component: plasma membrane.
AUGGAGUCGACGAAUCUAACAGAAUCGUCGCUCCCUCUAUACAAACGAGGGAGUAGAACUUCCUCGGUAGGUUCGAGGAAGACAUUACUAUCCCAUUCGAGAACAAUAUCUUCUCAAGACCAGAUCACCCCCCCACCUACACCCAAAGAUGGCCCUUCGAGGGAGGGGACUCCUAAGGAGACCUCAUCGAAGCGUGUCUCGUCACAGGAAGAGCCGGCCGUCAGUGUCACAUCCAAUGGCGAAUCGUCUACGGACGUGAGCUUACCGGACACACGGCCUAAGUCGCAUACUUCGGCAUCUUCGAAGACCUCUUCUAAGAGGAUUUCGAGGCCGACAGAGUACCCGGCCUUUAUGAGGGCAUUCUACCAUUUCAGGCCCUUUCAGAAUGCAGAUACAGCGACAGUCACAAUAGCCCUGAGCCCGGGCGAUAUGAUAAUGGUUCACAAUAUCCACGAAAACGGGUGGGCGGAUGGUACCGCCCUGGCUUCGGGUUCCCGAGGCUGGCUACCGACAAAUUUUUGUGCGGAAUACGAGGUCGAGGAGAUGCAGCCUUUGUUGAGGGCUAGCAUCGCAGUGUUUGAGGAGUGCAGAGUUGCCUCCAACGCUUCGUUUGUCACUGCUAGCCAGACCGUCGUUGGCGACGUAGUAAACGGCGUCAGAUAUCUUCUGGAAGUGACGGACUGCCUGACCAGGGACUCGGAAAACGUUCAAACAGACGAGUCCAUUCGCAAGACGCGAAAGGUUCUUCUCUCCGAACUAUCCGUUCUUGUCAAGACCGCUCGCCGGUUACCGGACGAGCUAGAUGGGGAAGAACUGACAUCCCAAGUUCAAGACCUCAUCGACGACAUGAUACUUAGUUCGUUCAGGGUCGUGGUUCGAGGAGCCAAAUUCCUCGACGCCUGGUGCGAAAUCCACGAUCCUCUUCCCGAGGAUCUUGGUGAAGACGAGAUGGCUACCAUCAAUGAAGACGAUUGCGAUCACACUAGCGAGGUUCGGACUGAGGCUGGUAACCGUGAUUCCAUACAAACAUCUCUCACCACCGCCCUUGGUCCUUUACCUGCAAAAGAGCGUCCGCAACGUCUCACAAUUAUCACACCGUCGUACCAACCGAGUACUGAAACCUCGUUUAUUGCCUUAACCCCGGCCUCGACUGUCAAGGAGUCCGACAGCGAGAGUGAAAUCAUGGAGGCAAAACCUGAGCCUGCUGCUCAGACAGCAUUGGCUACGGCCAGACUUAAUUAUACAUACGACUCCCUUCUCAGUUGUCUAGCAACAUACAUAGGCACAAUCCAUUUGAAAGCCCCCUUACCCUCUCGGUUAUUCGUCCUUACUAAAGACGCCGUUGAAGUUGGCAAGGAGCUACUUCACGUGGUUGAUCUAAUCCAAGAACGUGGAGAAGCUGACGAAUCACUUGAACUCAGCAAGACCAACUUCAAAGAGGAGAUGAACGUCCUUGUUACCGAAGCACAGCGUUUGGUUAAGCCUCUCUCGGAACAAGAGGAUGAGGAGCCCUUGGCUGGCAACGAAAGCCAACCUCUAAUUGAUGCAGCAACGAAAUGUGUCCAGGGAGCAACACUGUGCUUUGACAACGCUCACGGCGUUCUUGAGAAGAUGGAAGAUUUUGAAAUCGCCCUCACUUCCGCGCCUGAGCCAGCCGUUUCGCAAAUUGGAAUUGGUAUCACUACUACAGUCCCUACCGCUCCAGUUGUUGAUGGGUUGCACUCCCCUACUACUACAACUACUACAACUACCACUUCCUCUUCACCUUCCUCUUCACCUUCUUCUUCGUCUUCGUCUUCGUCUUCCUCUUCUUCUGAAGCAUCCUCACCAGUCAUUACCAAACUGAAUCUCGACAAGAACCUCCCUUCUCUCCCUACAAUAAUGAGCCCGGUCACUGUGGAGCCAUCUCUGGCUACGCCCGUUCCAUCCCCUCCUCCGAAAGACGUGAAGGUCAUUAUUGAAGAAAAGCACCAAUCUAUUGACUCUACAGUUGCAACUUCGGUCUCAAUGCAACGCGAAGAUAGUCAACAGUCGGCCACAAGCGAGGAAGAUAAGUUUUCCACAAGAGCAACCACACCUAUUCAUGAAGAAUCGGAAACACCCCUCGCGACCCCUGUGCCCAAACCAACAACCGUCAUUAUUCCAACUUCGGAAACUUCCCACAGCGACAGCACCCCUCCAACCCCAGUUGACGCCCCAGCAAUACCAAAGACACACGCACACAAUCUUGUUACAAAGGAUGGUCUAGUGUAUAUUGGUUCCGUCGCAGCUUUGGUUGAGCAAAUGACUAUGCCCGAUUCUAAGCCAGAUAUCAUCUUCGUUACAACAUUCUUUACUACCUUCAGGUGCUGGUCUUCCCCUAUUGAGAUCACCAAUGUUCUCAUUGAUCGCUUCGAUGAAGUCGACCAGAACCUUUUGGGCUCAACCCCUGUCCGUGUCCGUGUCUACAACGUUUUUAAGACUUGGCUAGAGACCCACUGGAAGAAGGAGUCUGAUAUGGAAGCUCUCCCCAUCAUCAGGGACUUUGCAAUCAACAAGUUGAAGCCGGUGUUGGUUACACCGGGUGACCGUCUCCAAGAGCUCACUGACAAAGUUCUUCACGUCGCAUCCGAUACCUCACUGGUCCCAAGGGAACCUGCUACACUUCAGAAGACAAGAAGCGCCGUUGCCCUGAACCAAGCAGCUGGCUUUGCAGAACCAAGGAUCACGAGUAGGCAAUAUGCUACACUCAGAGCUUUCCAAGCAAAUGGAGGCGAAGUCCCAUCUGUUCUCGAAUUCGACCCUCAUGAAAUCGCACGACAACUGACCGUCAUUGACCAGAAAAUAUGGUGUCAAAUUACCCCUCACGAGCUUCUUGGUAAAGAGUGGACUAAGAAAGAAGAUUCUCGUGCUGUCAAUGUUCUCGCUAUGACUAAGCUCUCUACUCAGAUGGCUCUCUGGAUCGCAUUCACCAUUCUCAAUGAUCCCGACCCGAAAAAGCGUGCUGCAGUCAUUAAGCACUGGAUCAAGAUUGCUGACAAGCUUUUUGAAAUGGCCAACUUCAACACAAUGAUGGCUAUCAUUUGCGCUUUGAACAACUCAACCAUUGGCCGACUCAAGAAGACAUGGGAGCUUGUCUCUCCUAAGACGAAGGCAGCCCUUGAGAAACUUCGAUCUAUUGUUGAUCCUAGUAGGAAUUACUUCGAGUUGCGUUCUCGAACAAGAAAUCAAUUAGCACCUUGCCUCCCAUUCUUGGGUUUAUACCUCACAGACAUGGUUUUCUUCGUUGACGGGAACGCUGAUAAGAGGCCCCUCCCUGACGAAGACCCAAAGAACCCAACCGGUGUCAACUUCUUCAAAUACACACAAAUGACAAAGCUCCUUCAAGAAAUUCAGAACUUUCAGCACCCUUAUCCUAUCCAAGAAGUCACAGAGUUCCAACAUUGGCUAGAAUACCAAAUGCGGACCCUUAAUGAGUCUGGCUACGGUGACGUUCAAAAGCUAUAUCGACAAUCCCUCGCGAUUGAACCUAAGAGAAGGGACCCACCAUCAGCUCCUACCCUCACGGUCUCGACAUCCGAUCCAACUCCAGUUAGCAAUCCUGCCGUUGCUACCCCGGUCACCGCCCCCGAAAACCGAGGCCUCCUGGGCUGGACUUCCUCAAUUCUCAAAGACAAAUCAUCCAUCGCUAGCUUCAACCUCGCCAUGAGUAACCCGUAG